ACACCGCGCUGUCAAAAGCAGGAAGUUAAGAAUGUAAAGUAAUGCGGUAUCUCCUUUCAUUGAUCUCAUUUCCUCAUUUUUUUAUUUUUGUUUAUACAAUUCACAAUCACGAGCAACUGAAAGUGUUAUAAGGCCUACGGCAUGCUAACGAAACAGUCUUUGGAGAAAAGGAAGCCCAGACACAAGACACACUGAUGCUGAUGAUAAGUCCCAGAAUGGCCUCAGGAAUGCAAGAGAAACAGUACACACCAUCUCUACUUAGUUUUUUCAUUUACAACCCCACAUUUGGACCACGAGAAGGAGAGGAAGAGAAGAAGAUUUUGUUUUACCACCCCAGUGAUGUAGAGAAGAAUGAGAAGAUUAGAAAUGUGGGCCUUUGUGAAGCCAUUGUUCAGUUCACCAGGACAUUCUGCCCAACAAAACCAGCUAAAUCCCUGCACACACAGAAGAACCGGCAGUUUUUUUUCGAGCCUGAAGACAAUUUCUGGAUAGUCAUGGUGGUUCGAAACCCGAUGGUUGAGAAACCAAACAAAGAUGGUAAACCUCCCACGAUAGAAUAUCAAGAAGAUGAAAUACUCGACACUGUAUAUGGUGCUGUAGUAAGACAGUGCUACAGUAUGUACAAGCUCUUUAAUGGCACAUUUGGCAGAGCAAUGGAAGCCGGCGGAGUGGACCUGCUCACUCAGAAGCUUGAAAAGUUCUUCUACAGGUAUUUGCAGACUCUCCACUUGCAGUCCUGCGACCUGCUGGAUGUAUUUGGAGGCAUCAGCUUCUUCCCACUGGACAAGAUGACCUACCUGAAGAUCCAGUCUUUUGUCAACCGGGUGGAGGAGAGCCUCAGCCUGAUUAAAUACACCGCUUUCCUGUAUAACGACCAGCUUAUCUGGAGUGGACUGGAACAAGACGACAUGAGGAUUCUGUAUAAGUACUUGACCACCUCGCUGUUCCCUAGACACUCUGAACCUGAGUUGGCUGGCAGGGACUCUCCUCUGAGGCCAGAGGUUGCAGGGAAUCUGUUGCACUAUGGCAGGUUUUUAACAGGACCCACUAACCUCAAGGACCCAGAGGCCAAGUUCCGAUUUCCAAAAAUAUUUGUCAGUGCAGAGGACGGCUACGAGGAGCUGCAUCUGAUUGUUUAUAAGGCGAUGAGCGCUGCAGCUUGUUUUAUGAUCAGUGCCUCUGUCGAGCUGACAAGGGAUUUCUGUGAGCAGCUUGACGCCUUAGUAGGCCCUCAGCUCACUCUGCUGGCAUCUGAUAUAUGUGAACAGUUCACCAUCAACCGCAGGAUAUCAGGGCCAGAGAAGGAGCCCCAGUUUAAGUUCAUCUACUUCAACCACAUGAACCUGGCAGAGAAAAGCACCAUCCAUAUGAGGAAGACCGCCAGUGUCUGCCUCACCUCCGUGCACCCUGACCUCAUGAAGAUCCUGGGAGACAUCAAUUGUGAUUUUGCUAGGGUUGAUGAAGAUGAAGAAAUUAUCGUGAAAGCAAUGACAGACUACUGGGUAGUCGGCAAGAAGUCAGACCAGAGAGAACUGUAUGUGAUACUAAAUCAGAAGAACGCCAAUCUAAUUGAAGUCAAUGAGGAAGUUAAAAGGCUUUGUGCAACGCAGUUCAACAAUAUCUUCUUCCUGGAUUGACAGAACAGACACACAGAGACACUAAAAACUGUCAGUGUUGCAGGGUAUCAUGACAGCAUCAGCGUAAUGCAAUAAUUGCAUUGUAAAUUACAAGAAUAAAAAGCUUUCUCACCAAGUUUUUUUAAUUUAACCUAUAAAAAUUGUAAUUUUCUCUUGUAAUUAAGUGUAUAAAUCCAGAUUUUUACUGUACAUGUACUUUAUUUGUUUCAUUUGCUUUGUACAUACCUGUGGGAUUUUGUUAAAAGCUGAUUUGGAUUACAGUUUGUUCAUGCAGUUUUUCAGUGAACACAUCAUGACUUUUAAAAUUAAUUUAAAACUGACAUGCACACAGAACAGUUUACUUCAGGUUCAUUUGAUGAAAAGUGAUAGUUUUAAAAAGACAUCAAGUCAAAAGUAUUGUGGUUUGUAAACAACUGCACCAACUUUAAAUAAAUUAAGAAGCAAUUUUUCUUAAAGUGAA
Molecule: messenger RNA, 2097 nt
Organism: Sphaeramia orbicularis (orbiculate cardinalfish)
Lineage: Eukaryota; Metazoa; Chordata; Actinopteri; Kurtiformes; Apogonidae
Gene: ccz1
Product: CCZ1 vacuolar protein trafficking and biogenesis associated
Exons: 17
Coding region: 195-1637 (480 amino acids)
Biological process (GO): vesicle-mediated transport
Cellular component (GO): Mon1-Ccz1 complex; intracellular membrane-bounded organelle
Source: RefSeq, a predicted model, not a curated record